CAACGUAACAGCUCCGACCGCGAGGGGCAGGCGGAUAUACAAAACAUGCAAAUCCUUAUUUUUAGCGGGCAGAGCCAGAACACGAACGUGAAAGUUGCCAAACAUUUUAUUUUGCAGUUUGUCUGUCGCUACUAAGGGUUUUUUAAUCUUAAAACGAAUGAGUUUUGGCUUCGGAGACGUUUAAACAUUUAUAAACGGCAGACACAAGCAGGCUGGAUCAUACUAACUGUUAGUUAGUAACUUAGCUUACUGAGAUGAAGCUCAUACAGUGGCUGAUGCAUAGCUAACAACAAACCUAGUUUAGUAGCGCUAUUGCUGUUUAACGUUGUUAGCUAGCAUUUAGAACCAAGUUCAAGAAAAGUGGUGUCUAUUGGGGUCAAGUUUUAAGUCCAGUUUAAAAGUGUUGGUACGCCGAAAGCACUGCAUGAAGUUAGCUUAAACUUCACCCAACUAACGUUACUUGGAUUCAAGGAACGCAAACUACAUGGUUCAUAAUUUACUCUACACUGAAGAGGAAGCAGUAGGGAAGAUGAUCCAGUCUGCCAAGACAGAACUUCAGCAUACUCAAAAGACUGCGCACACCGAGGAGAAAACUCCUGUGGUAGCUUUGUAACAGCAGGAGACUCCUGAGUUUCACCCUUGUCUCCUUCACUGAGUCUUGCUUCCUGCAGCAGCAUGUCAAGUAUCAUCACUGGGAUUAGCAUUGUGGUAUAGUUGGACAAGUGUCCUCUAGAUAUCAGUCCUCCAAGUACUCUCCAGUACUUAACUGUCCUCAGUGCAGUGCUACUUUCCAGGCUUUAAUGCAGCUCAGAGAAAGAAACAGGGCCACCCCUCUGCUCUGCCCAGGAAACUCCACACAUGCCCAGUCUGUUCACGCAACUUUGAUUACCUGAAGAACCUUAGGAAUCACUGUCAGAGUUGGCACAACAUGUCAGUCCAUAUCUUCAAGGUGCACCUCCAAUGCUCGGACUGCAGAAGGAGUUUCCGGAAGUCCAGGGGACAGGAGCCUCAUGAGUGUGUUGGGGGCGUGCUUUCUCCUACCCCUGCAAAGGUGAGAUGAUGGGGCCUGCAGAAGCAUCACCUGGGACCAAAAGAACCUGCAGACACUUCACAAUGCUCGGAGAAGAAUGUUAUCACAUUUGGAGAGUGAUAUUGAUUAAUGAGAACCUUUUUGUCACACGCCGAGGCUACGGGAGACUGAUCACUAAAGAUCAAAACAAAGGAGAGAGCCAGGCGGCCUACCUUUUGUCAUUGACCCCUGCCCUGGGUGUCUGGGCAUUGACUGGCUCUCUCCGUGUCACUGGAGCUCCCUGUCAAUACUUACCAGGUUUGGCCACCCUCUGCGCUGUGGUCAGAGAGUGGGGGAGAGAGGGAGCUACACGAGAUUCUCCACAGCACCGGCAGAUAAAAUAAAAAUGAAUGAGAGGGAAAGUAAAACAAAGAAGGAUGGAGAAGACAAUGGUGGAUGGAGACACAGGCUUUUUCACCAGCCGUAAAGUGUGGCUGUUCGGAACAGCUUUAAACACUUUCAGAUGUGGUCGGACAACACGAACGAACUUCGAGCAUAUCCCCACCUUUAACACUGGAAUCGCACCAGUAAGGGAACUCUUCAUGGCCAGUUUGGAGAGCAGGAAUGAUUUCAAUGUACAUAUGGCUUUGACGCCUUCGUGCAGUGCGACAGCGGCACUUUCCCCUCUCGCCUCCUCCUGCCUCCCGGGUCGGAACAAGCGCAGCGCGAACAAACUCCAGUCCAGUCCGAGAGACGGUGAUCGGGCUUCGGCCUCAGGUUCAUCUCUGAGGCGGGGCGACGCGGAAGUCCAGGUGUUGUGAAGGCAUGGACUGUAACUGCGUCAGUGAUCUGCUGCUCCCCCCGGUGCCCGCACUCUGGACGCCAGGGUUCGCCUUCCCAGACUGGGCCUACAAGCCUGAGUCGAGCCCCGGGUCCAGACAGAUCCAGCUGUGGCACUUCAUCCUGGAGCUGUUGCAGAAGGAGGAGUAUCAGGGGGUGAUCGCCUGGCAGGGGGACUACGGAGAGUUUGUCAUCAAGGAUCCAGAUGAGGUAGCUCGGCUGUGGGGGAUAAGGAAAUGCAAACCUCACAUGAACUAUGACAAGCUGAGCAGGGCACUAAGGUAUUACUACAACAAGCGCAUUUUGCACAAAACCAAAGGGAAGCGUUUCACCUACAAGUUUAACUUCAGUAAGGUGGUGUUGGUGAACUACCCCAUCCUGGACAUGGCCAACUCUCCCUUCUUUCUGGCCCAGAACCACUUCAAUGGGGGCUCCACCACACCAGACUGCAGCCCAGAGGCCAUACAGUCCCUGUUUCCUCGUUUGCCAGACUCUGGUAGGGGAACGUCCCUGUUUGAUCGAGGGACCACAGCACCAGGGCCCGAAGGAGACAAGCUGAGACUGGACACAUUCCCCUUCCUCAGUUCAGGUACCCCGUGCUACUCUAAACCCCCGUCCCUGCUGGGCCCGUACCCACGCAACCCACCCUUUGACUACCCCUGGGGCUUCAACCCCUACCUCCCAGGGGCCUUCUCUCUCAAUAACUGCCCCAAAGUGCCCCCUGGCUCCCUCUACCCCUCCCAGUUCUACCCCAACCCUUUGCAGAGCAGCCUUUCCCAGCUGCCUCACCCCUUCUCCUCCUUGCUCCCCCCAGGGGAGGCAGGUGGGGGUGAGAGGGGAGCAACGGGGCAAACUGGAGGGACAAACGGCACGGCGGGUGGUCAGCCAGUGAGACUCUUCCUGCCACCCUACCCGGGGAGCCUGUCAAUGGGUCGGACGGACAUUGGCAACGGGGCAUCAUUGGGGGAAAGGGAAAGGGUGGAGUCCAAUCCUCCAGGCACGGGGUUGAGUCUGGGGCUAGGAGCGGUCGCCCUGGGAGCCGGGACUGGUACAGGCCAGCAGAGCCCCACGGAGAGGAGAGGAGGGGUGAAGCAGGACCCGGAGUCAGACUCAGACCUGGAGAUCACAGAUUUGAGCGACUGCAGCUCGGAGAAUGAAAACGAGCAUGAUUUCAGCAUUGGGAAAGAAUCCAGCCUGGUGAACCGAUCACAGAUAGUGCUGGAUGGAAAGAAAGGGAGCGGGCUGCCACCCAUCUCCUCUCUCCCCCCGCCAGCAUCCCCACAUCCUCUGAAGAGCCUGAUGCCCAUCACUCCUCCACCCCCGUCCCUGCCUCCGUCGCUUUCCCCUUCCAUGGCUCUGCAUGAAAGACACAGGGAGACAGAGACUCUCAAAAUGAUACACAGCUAAUACAUUCUCUCCUGCGUCCACCAUCUUGCCACUCUGUGCUCUGAUAACUCUCUUCUUCUCUCCUUUCUUUUCUCGGAGACACUUUUCUGCUUUCAAUUGUCAACUCCCCAAUCACUCUUGAUAGAUACUUUUUCCAGGAAAGGCAGUUAUGUUCUUUACUUCUAAAAUUACUGUUUCCCUGUUUGCUGUGUAAGUUUUUAACUUGCCUACAGUCCAUUACACUACCGACUUGUCCGUCUUAGAAUAUAUGGGGCGUACGGUUUUUAGGGGUAUCGGCUGUCUGUAUCAGCAUCUUGUCCUUUCUGUUUUGAUCUCUCACACCAAAUGAUCGCUCCGUGAUUUGUACACUUGUUUUAAGCGUUGCCAACAGUACAAUUUGCUGUCUGCAGCCGAGCUAUGAUAGAAGGCAGUGAGGUGGUAAAUUACAACACAGCAAAUGCCUGCCUUGACAAACAUUAACAAACAACAUCCCCAUACUAACAGAACAGAACAACAAAUAAUGCUCAGAUCGAUCCAAUUUUACAGAUUUGUCCUGUAAUUCUUGAGAUUUGGACUAUAUAUAAUCACUAUGACUUUUGAGACAUAGUCAAAUACUGCCACCUUGUGGUCCUUUCAGUCAACGUCUCCUUCAAUGAAAUCAUCUCAUCUCCGUAAUCCUGUGAGUAAAAUUGUUGCCCCUAAGUUUAUUUUGCACUUACUUUUAUAUGAUAUUGUUUCUUGCAGGUUUAAUUUAAAUGUUAAAAUCCAUAUUUCUAAUAGUGUUAACUGUGAUAGUCUGUGGAUAUUUAUUUUGUCCUGUGGUUCAAGUAUUUCCUGCACAUUUUCUAAAAGGAAAGAAAAAGAGAGCAGAGGGAGCUGGACCAAUAUAGAAAUUUGUAUGAAUAUUUCUGUGUAUAUAUUUUAUUAUGGUGUACAUUACAUUUAAUUAUUAUUCACUAUGAUAAGAUUUAGCUGUAUUGUUGUGAUUUAAUUCAGUAUUUAACAUGUUGGAAAAAUUAUAAGCUUAGGUGUAUCAAAGUUUAAAUUAUUAAUGGCAGAAAAUCUGCACUCUGAAGAUGUUUUUCUAUGAUGAGGACAGAGUUCACACUGGGAAUUGUCUCUGAUUUUCUUAACCCCAAUUAAUUGUGCCCUUUGGUCAUUUUUGCCAGAUGCCCAACGUACAAACCCUUUGGGUUCAAAAAUAUGCCGGUAGACUUAUUUUUAUAGUUAGCAUUCACCCAGUGUAACUGUACUGUAAUUAGUCCAAUGUGAAUAAUAUUGGUCUUUGCAUUUUAUUUUUUAAAUCCUCCCCCCAAAAUCUGUUUUGAUUAUUUUUCAAUCAGUGCUUUUUGUCCAUGCCAGCAGCAGGGCAAUUGGGUUUUCUUGAGGACAUUAAACAGUGGGGGGAAAAAUAUUCAAAAACUGUUUAUCUUUGCUCUACCCAGAUCUAAUGAAAAAACAUCCUUUCUCCAGCCCAGUUUCUCAGCACAGAGUGAACACUAAACCAUAUUGUACAGCUUCAUAUCCUUUAUAGCCUAUGGUUUGUCAAACAGUGGCGGUAUACGAUUAGUUGUGAAAGCUCUAUUGUAAAGUUAAUGUAAAGCUCUAUGUUUGUUGAGUUGCUACAGGAAAGGCCUCCAGUCACCUCCAUGUGGAGUACACUAAGUAACAGCUGUAAAUACUGUUUCCUUUGUGUGUGUAUGUGUGUGUACACAUCCAAAAAUGACAAUGCUGUGGUUUUACCUGUCAUCUCUCUUUGUUUUACUGUAAAGAGGAAAAAUGGAAAGUGCAAAAAAGAAGAAAAAGAUUAAUAUCUUCAAAAGCAAUAAACAAUAUUCUGGAUAGUG
Siniperca chuatsi (mandarin fish) is the source of this 5082-nucleotide messenger RNA. It is a transcript of the gene erfl1, whose product is annotated as Ets2 repressor factor like 1. Gene Ontology annotation, biological process: cell differentiation; regulation of transcription by RNA polymerase II. Bases 1835 to 3256 code for a protein of 473 amino acids. Lineage: Eukaryota; Metazoa; Chordata; Actinopteri; Centrarchiformes; Sinipercidae. Gene Ontology annotation, molecular function: DNA-binding transcription factor activity, RNA polymerase II-specific; sequence-specific DNA binding. The transcript is spliced from 13 exons. The record is from RefSeq and is a predicted model, not a curated record. Gene Ontology annotation, cellular component: nucleus.